This is a messenger RNA of Rotaria sp. Silwood1, 5763 nucleotides long. The record is from the annotation of a GenBank genome assembly. NCBI's taxonomy places the organism in Eukaryota, Metazoa, Rotifera, Eurotatoria, Philodinida, Philodinidae.
AUGUCUAUUAUUCGCGAUAAUCGUGGUAUAAGAUCAAGUAGUUUUCGAAAUCUGGAUCGUUCACAAAGUAGACAGUCUUAUGAACGAUUUAUGAAUCGGCCAUUAAUUUUGAAAGCACGUCAUACAACGUCUUCUACAAAUCAUGCUAACGAUCGUACAAGUCAUCAAACUGAUAGAAGUAGAUCAAACUCUAGUGCUAUCAGAUAUCGUGAAAAUCAAGAUUACCAUUCAAACAUAGGAGAUUCAGAAAGACGACCAAGCUUCAACGAGCAAACUCGGUAUUCUAGUAGUAACAACAUUAACCGUCGUUACUAUGGAAAACGUGAUUCUACGACAUUUAAAGCAAGAUUUGAUAGUCCACCAAUUAAACGACCGCGUUUACCUCCUGUUUCAUAUUCUGCACUUAUUAAAUUAGUUGAUAAAUCAUCAGAUGAAAUUCUUAUUGAAAUGCUUCAUCCAAAUUUUCAAUUAAACAAAUUUUUAAAUGAUAAACGUAUGAAAGAAAGAUACGAUUGGAUUCAUUCAAUGACAAUAUUACUUGAAAAAAUAACGAAAUGUAUAGGAUCAAAUGAUCAUAUCCGAAAUGUCUUUGAACAAUUACCUGAUACACUUUAUCUCGAAGGUGUUUAUGAUGAAGUUCGAAAUGUUGAUCCUAAUACAAAUCAACUACGUUUUAAUUUUAUUGAAUUAUUUCUUAAAGUAUCAAAUACAUUUCUUGUUAUGAUACCAUAUUCAGCAGAUGUUUUAACGAAAAUUUUUGAACGUAUUGAAUUACAAUUUAGUAAAAUUAAAUAUGAAUCACGUGAAUUUGAAGUCACAAAAAGGAUACUUGAUGAAGUACUUGAAGAAGUCAAAAACAUUGAAAACCGACAAAAACAAAAACAAGAAUUACUAAAUGCAAAUUCUUUUAAUACUACAAAUACGAUUGCUACUAUUCAAAAUGAUAGUAAUCAACUAUCUGAUGAUUAUCAUCAAUUACCCGUAGUUCCCAAUUUAACGGAAAUUUUAUCUGAACAACGGCCAUAUCUUCGAAAAAAUAUUGUUGAUGGUAUAUAUGAAAAUGCUCAACAAUAUCUUGAUAUUCAUUUUCGUCUUUUACGCGAAGAUUUUGUGGGACCAUUACGUGAUGGUAUUCAACAAUAUUUAUCCAAAGUUCCAGGAAAAAAUUCAAACAUACGAAUAUAUGAAAAUGUUUAUUUACUUGGUUCACGAUUAAUUCCACAAAGUGGACUUGUUUAUGAUUUACUUUUGGAUUCAAGAAUAGCAUCAAAAAUAUAUUGGGCUAAUAGUCGACGUUUAUUAUAUGGGAAUUUACUAGUUCUUACAUUUAAUAAUUUUCAAUCAUGUGCAUUUUGCACAAUUGAAGAUCGUUCACAAGUCGAAAAAAAAUUUAUUAUAUCAGUUAAAACAUUAAAAGAAUUAAAAAAUUUUGAACAAACUCAAAUGAAUCUAGAUGUUGUUGAUCGUUCAUGUUCAUUAACAAUGAUUGAGACAAUGGUAUAUUUUGAAGCAUAUCAUCCAGUUCUUAAUGCAUUACAAAUAAUACCUUCGAAUCAUAGAUUUCCUCUUGGUUCAUUUCUUCUUAAAUUAACAAAUGAAAUGACAACACCAGAUUAUAUUAAACCAACAACAACAUAUGAUUUUACACCACUUCUUGUUGACCUAAAUUCAGAUGUUAAUGCAAGUUUAAUCAUUCAUCAAACAUUUUUAGAUGGUAAUAACAGAAUUCGAAGACGAAUCGAACCUAUAACAACAAAAGAAUUUAAAAUUGAAUAUAAACAAGCAAAUCAAAUUGACAAUAAAUAUAAAACAAUUUGCAUAGUGAAUAAAGAUGAAUGGCCAACAAGUGAAGAAUUACAUCUUAAUCCAAAACAACGUGAAGCUUUAAUAUUAGCUUUAAUAAAUAAAGUUGCACUUAUACAAGGGCCACCAGGCACUGGAAAAACCUUUCUUGGUGUACGUAUAACAGAAAUGCUUUUAUACAAUCGUUCAGUUUGGUGUCCAUCUGAUGAACAAUCAACACCAAUUCUUAUGAUUUGUCAUACAAAUCAUGCACUUGAUCAAUUUUUAGAAUUAAUUGUUAAACGUUUAAAUAUACGUGAAGGUAUUAUUCGUGUUGGAAGUCGAUGUGAAAAUAGAACAAUUCAAGAAUUUUCAUUAACUAUUGCACGUCGACUUGCUAAAGAGAAGCGUUCUACACCUCGUGAUGUCUAUUAUGAAAAACAUAAAAUAUUAGCGAAUAAAUUUGAAACUGAAAAACUUUUAAAAUUACACCAAUAUGAAAUGGAAAGGUCACAAACAAAUAUAACACCUCUUCAAUCAUUUGUUGAUUGUGCUAUUAUUGAUGAUAGACAUUUAAAUUCAUUAUUAGGAGUACAUAAUGAUAAAAUUGAAACAGUAUUAUUAGAAUGGCUUGGACUUUAUGAUGAAGUCGAACAAAUAUCUGUUGAUUUGACUUAUAAAGAAACUGUAGCAACAAAUAUUUCCAGAAUGGAAAUAGAUUAUAAUACAGAAGGAAAAUUUGAAGAUAAUAAAGAUAAAAAUGCUGAAGAUGAAUUCAAUGAAGAAGAGGAAGAAGAAGAAGAACGUAGACGAGAUGAACUUGAUAUGGAAGAAUAUGAUUAUAUGUCUUCAUCAAUUGUUCGACAAUCUGAAACAGUUACAGUAAAUCGUAUGAAUAUAGAAAUACUAUCAAAAUAUGACAAUAAUAGUAAAAGAAAAUCGCAAACUGUACGAAAAAAUUCGAAUAAUGUUCAUCGGUUCAUUGAAUAUAUCAAUCAAAAUCUUACAACUCUUAAUGAUGAAACAGUUAAACAAAUAAAAGAUAAUGUAUGGCAACUUUCUGAUAUUGAGCGUUAUAAUUUAUAUGGAUAUUGGCUUUUAAAAUAUCGACAAUAUUUACAUUUUUCUAUUCAUACUGCAAAUCAAGACCAUAAUGAAAUUGUAUCAGAUCUUGCUAAAAUUCGUCAAACAGAAGAUUAUCAUAUUUUAAAAGAUAGUAUUAUCAUUGCUAUGACAACAACAUGUGCUGCAAAAUAUCAUAAAGUUUUAGAAAAGCUUCAAAGUAAAAUUGUUAUUGUUGAAGAAGCAGCUGCUAUAUUUGAAGCACAUAUAAUAACUGCAUUAAGUACAAAAUGUGAACAUUUAAUUUUAAUUGGUGAUCAUGUACAAUUACGACCUAAUCCAAGUGUAUAUAAUCUUGGAAUAAAAUAUAAUAUUGAUGUAUCAUUAUUUGAACGUUUAAUUAAAAAUAAUUUUCCAAAUGUUCGAUUAAAUAUUCAACAUCGUAUGCGACCAGAAAUUGCUCGUCUUAUGAAAUAUUUUUAUGAUGAUUUAGAUGAUCAUAUAAGUGUUAAAACUGAUCGAGCAUCAGUACGUGGUAUUGAUAAUAAUCUAUUUUUUAUUAAUCAUAAUAAUAAUGAAACAGAUGUUGAUGAUGGACGUUCAAAACGAAAUGAACAUGAAGCUAAAUAUGUUAUUGAAUUAGCACAAUAUUUAAUUAAACAAGGUUAUAGUCCUAAACAAAUAACAAUACUUGUUAUGUAUCUUGGUCAAAAACAAUUUAUUGCUAAACAAACAAGACAAAUAAAUCUUUUACGUGGUGUUCGAAUUAUGGUUACAGAUAAUUAUCAAGGUGAAGAAAAUGAUAUAAUUAUAUUAUCAUUAGUUCGUAGUAAUCCUGAGAAAAAAAUUGGUUUUCUUGGUAUACAUAAUAGAAUAUGCGUAGCUUUAUCACGUGCACGUUGUGGACUUUUUGUUAUUGGAAAUAUGAAUUUAUUAGCAGAAGUUGACGAUAUGUGGAAGAAUAUUUUUACAUCUUUAUUGGAAACAAAAGAAAUAGGAACAGGUUUAUCGCUUUCUUGUCAUCAACAUCCUGAACCUAAAUUUAUAGCUGAUAAACCUGAAUCUUUUGCACAACGUCCAGAAGGUGGUUGCCAAAAACGAUGUGAUGCUCGACUUAAAUGUGGUCAUCAGUGUCAAUUAAAGUGUCAUAAUAACGAUUUUGAACAUGAUGAGAUAGUUUGUCAUAGAAGAUGUGAUGAGAAAUUAUCAUGUGGCCAUCCGUGUACAAAACGAUGUCAUUUUGAAACACCAAAUCAACAUGAUUCAUGUCAUGUUCUUGUUGAAAAAACAAUUUCAGAAUGUGGUCAUCAAAUUCGCAUUGAAUGUUGUAAAACACCAACUAGUAAUGAUUGUAAACAAUCAUCAUUAAUAAAAUUACAUUGUAAUCAUGUUGUUCUUGUUCCAUGUCGCAUUUUAUCAUUACCAUCUGAAUUUAAAGUAUUUCCUUGUCCAGAACCAUGUGGUACCAUUCUUGCAUGUCAACAUAAAUGUGUAGGAACAUGUGGAGAUUGUCGUACAGGAAAAUUACAUGUUCCAUGCGGGGAAAAAUGUGAACGUGAAUUAAUAUGUUCACAUGCAAUAUCUUGUGCAACUAAUUGUCCACCAUGUUCGCGUGAAUGUCAAACACGUUGUACACAUUCUAAAUGUAGAAACAGAUGCGGUGAUUUAUGUGAACCAUGCAGAGAGCUAUGUGCUUAUGAAUGUAAGCAUCUUCGAUGCACUCGUUUAUGUUAUGAACCAUGUAAUCGUGGUCCAUGCAACAAACCAUGUAAUAAAAAAUUGAAAUGUGGUCAUAUUUGUAUUGGUCUAUGUGGUGAACCAUGUCCUCCACAAUGUCGUAUAUGUCAUAAAGAUAUUGUACAAGAAAUAUUCUUUGGUUCUGAAGAUGAACCUGAUGCACGUUUUGUUUUCCUACCCAAUUGUAAACAUAUAAUUGAAGUAACCGCACUCGAUAAAUUCGUCGAAGAUUUUGACAACAAUUCGGAUGAUAAAACAGUUAUCCGUUUUCCUGAAUGUCCACGUUGUCGACAAAAAAUUCAUUAUUGUACGCGUUAUAUGUCAAUUAUAAAUAAAGCGCAUAAUUUAAUAUCUCAAGUUAAAAAGAAAAUUUUGGGUAAUUCAACUAAAGAACAAAUAAAUAAUCGACGAACAGACUUAAUAAAAGAAUAUGAAGAAUUACAAAAGAAUUUAAUAGAAAUUAAUUUUGAUAAGCCUAUGCAAGAUUUUAUUGUAUUAUAUAAAAGAAAAAGAUUCGUUACUGAUGAUAUGUUAAAUUUGAUAACAAAUAUAAUACAAUUUCUUAAUGAAAUAGAUGAUAUUUUAAUUGGUAGACAUAAAAAAUUACCAAAAAAUAUAUUUGAAGAUCUAGUUAAUUUUCCAUUACAGCAUAUUGUGAAAUAUUUAUUUAAACAACAAUUUCAUAGAAAUUUUGCUGAACAACAAUUACAAGAUAUUCAAUCCGAAUUAAAACGCAUUCGUCGAGUAAUCUAUAUUGAAACUCUUAUUUUUUCGUUAAAACAAACUCUGAAACCAAAUGAAAAAGAAGGUAUUGAUUCUAUGCAAUAUUUAACAAAAAAACCGGGUCCAUUUACUGAUCAAGAUCGACAAAAAUUUGAUGAUUUAGCACAACAAUUUGAAUAUUUAAAUAACUUACCUGGUUUAGGAAUAACUGAAAAUGAACGAAUAGCUAUUGUUACUGCAUUAAAUAUGAAACAAGGUCAUUGGUAUAUUUGUCCAAAUGGUCACCCUUAUGUUAUUACUGAAUGUGGUGGUGCUAACCAAGAAAGUCAAUGCUCUGAUUGUGGAGAACGAAUUGGUGGACAAAAUCAUCGUUUAUUAGAAACAAAUCGUCAUUUUGGUUUAAUGGAUGAUUCUCGGCAUGCAGCUUGGUCAAACGAAGCAAAUUUAAAUUUACCAUAG